CCGGUUGUCUGCUAAGUGGUGGUGAGUAAGAUUAUUUUUUUGGGGAGAUUUUGUCCAUUCUGAUUUUGAGUUUAUGAUCAUAAUGGCAAAUGUUCAAGGGGUUGAUAAGAUUCAAGACUCUCUUGGAUAUUUGGUUUUGACUGAGGAAGGUGCUGUAAUAAGUUCGGGAGGUGAUUUACAAAAUGCGGAGGCAUUGGCUGACAGAUUGACCAAACUUGUUUAUACAGCAAGUAGGAUACCUGUGUCACCAGACAGGAGAGAAACAUUUCACAAAAUCUCAGUGAUAUGGGAACAGUUUAUGUAUGUUAUCACAGUGUCAAACCAUAGGAUAUAUGUCUGCAAGAGACCAUAUAAUCCUCAAGACCCAGCUGUGGCUUAAAGACACAGAAAGACUCGUGUGCAUUAAAUAAACUAAUGAUUUACAUAAUCAGAGGAAUGAAUAGAGCAUUGUCUCUGUCUCGACUGGUUUGUGGUAACCAUACAGGGAUCUUUUGUAUACUUCUGUUGUGUUCAGAUGUGAACACAUACUUGUGCUGGGACACAAGGUACACAGACAAUUCCAGCAAACCAACCGUUAAUUAUAUAUAUUUCAUUUACCGUAAUACUUUUUAAAAUGUUUUUCGAAGUUUAUUGAGUUAAGUCUAACUUUUACCUUUUUAAUCUCUACCACAGUUCUUUAAUUGAUUCGUUUCCAAAUUAAAAAAAAACGGGUAUGUAAAUUAUUAGGGAUAGUAUGUUAUCCCAAGGUUUAUGAGUUUUGCCAAUCUACUCACUGGUAAUCUAGCUGCUAAAUUGUCAAAAUUUCCAUCAGUGUACAUGUUCCUAUUUAGUUGUUACAUAUGACUAUUGUUUUGUUUCAUGCAGUUUAUUAGGUUUAUCUAAAACUAGUAUAUUUAUUCAUUGGCCAAUUAUUACAUAUAAUCAAUUGUUCAACAUUUUUCAAUCAACUAUUCUAAUCAUAUUAUCCAUUGCAUGAUCAUUGAAUGAAGAAGACAGAGUUUUUCCUCCUGGAAAAUUUCUGGUUCUUGAUCAGUUGAUAGUUAUAAUUACUGAUGAAAGAAUAUGAAAUAAAACAACUCCAAUUUA
This is a messenger RNA of Magallana angulata, 1086 nucleotides long. RefSeq names its product ragulator complex protein LAMTOR4 homolog. Gene Ontology annotation, cellular component: Ragulator complex; lysosome. Gene Ontology annotation, biological process: positive regulation of TOR signaling; cellular response to amino acid stimulus. The coding region runs from base 74 to 379 and encodes 101 amino acids. The record is from RefSeq and is a predicted model, not a curated record. Gene Ontology annotation, molecular function: guanyl-nucleotide exchange factor activity. The transcript is spliced from 4 exons. Lineage: Eukaryota; Metazoa; Mollusca; Bivalvia; Ostreida; Ostreidae.